AUGGGUGUCGACGUUCCCUCCUGGCCGCACUUUCUUUUCAGGGUCUUUGAACCUUUAUCCUGCUUUGGCGGCUACAUCUUCCCCCUCCUAGACCUAAACAAGUUCAUCGUGGACUCAACACCGAACGUCCCACCGCCAGAGACCAUCCAUCCAAGCAGUGUCGUCCUCGCCGGCCAACUAGGAAACAUCUACGCGGUCCUCGGCCUCCUAAGCUUCCUCAUCCACCACAACACCAAUGACCCCAAAGUCUUCCGCAACUACAUCCUCGCCUACGUCUUCAGCGACAUCAACCAUCUCUACGCAACCUACCGCGGCGUGGGCUGGGACACCUUCGUCGACCCCUGGGCGUGGCAGAACCUCCUCACCUGGGGCAACAUUGGCAUGACAGUAUUCAUGCUCGUGAACCGCAUCCUGUUCCUCCUCGGUGUCUUCGGAAAUGCCAAGGCGUCUGAGACCCGUCAGAAGAGGAGCUGA
Aspergillus bombycis is the source of this 474-nucleotide messenger RNA. RefSeq lists its product as uncharacterized. The coding region runs from base 1 to 474 and encodes 157 amino acids. The record is from RefSeq and is a predicted model, not a curated record. Lineage: Eukaryota; Fungi; Ascomycota; Eurotiomycetes; Eurotiales; Aspergillaceae. The transcript has 2 exons.